Adineta ricciae is the source of this 270-nucleotide messenger RNA. NCBI's taxonomy places the organism in Eukaryota, Metazoa, Rotifera, Eurotatoria, Adinetida, Adinetidae. The record is from the annotation of a GenBank genome assembly.
AUGCCCGAUUCAUUAGCAGUUCUGGUUCAACAACAACGUGAACAUUUAUCACAAUUACAAAAUCAACUCUUAACAAGCCCACAGAACAAUAUUUCGGUUGAUUUCUACAAAGAAUUGAUGGUUACAUAUUUAUAUUUGUCAAAAGUAACCGAAGCGAAGUUUCUUUGGGAAAGUCUUUCACCACAAAUGAAAGCGAAAUUGAAAAGGUCAAGAUCAAUAUCAAGUUCAUCGAAUACGGAGAACAAUAACAAACGUAGAGUAGCGAGAUGA